GCUACUCACGCAAACGCGGUUUUAGCCAACAUAGUGCGCGGUAUCCUUCUACUCCGAGACACAUAGCGGUGCAAGGUUGCAAUCAGACAACUUCUCCUGAUUUUGUUUCGUUAUAUGCAGGUCCAUAUUAUCAUCUCGAUCCUAUAUCAUACACUAGCACAGAUCUCAUCAGCGUGCUCACUACUCGGCCCGAUUUUAGCACGUAUGGCCCUACAGUUCAGGAGCACAUUUUUGAGCUCGGCUAUAUCAACAACUUUUUUACCCAAGCACCGAUAAAUCAAACUGUUGCUGGAGGGUGUCAGUGGAUUCAAGACAAUGUCUUCAACUACAUACUACCUAAUGGACAGACAUUAGCCUCAGCACUGCUAGCCGCAAUUGACACUCCCGAGAAUAUGGUGUGGGCUGAUGUUCCGAUGAAUCAAGCCAAAUCAAACGUCGUGAACAACAAUUGCUAUACCCCCGGCAACCCCCCGCAGCGUUCUACCAUGGAAUAUAUAGUCGAUGGCGGAGGAGUCGUCAUUUCUGAUGAUCUCGUCCAAUUGGAAACAUUCCUACGCAAUUUGGCAGCGCUCGGUCAAUACUUUCAAGAGACUGCCUCAGUCUUCCAGGCCACCGCCUUGCGCAUCCAGAACUUGCUGUCGUGGAUUACACCCACGGAUGUACCGGAUUCAACAGCGAGUAUACCAUUAAUAUUCAACACAUGGCUUCGCAAUACGGUUGCUGCAUAUCCGGCAGGCUGCACAUCACGAGCGGAGAAUUCCUGGAACUACUAUAGGUCCAACUGCAUUCAGGUCCUUUUAAGUCAAGGAAUCCUCACGGCUGACGAUAUGUGUACAAUACCACUAUACGUCAAUAACGUGUACAACCCGUCUACAUUUAACUACGAGGCACUACUUCCUCCUGAGCCCACUUCUCCACGAUGCAACGUACCAGGAUCAUAUGGUUACCUUUAUUUUACAAUCCCAAACGAUGGCCUUGGCGGGUUCAUCACACAACCUUAUACAAUACUCGGCUCUGGAAGAACGGAUCUUUAUGGCAUGGGCGUGAUAUCAGCUACGAGCGGAGCAGUCUCCUACAUUCAAGCCACUGCUGUUGACCCCUACAAUCAACAAGGUUGCGCUGGCGCUUAUCUCUUGGAACUCAACACACAGCAAGGUGGUUCAUCUGCGCCCGUGUACGUUUCCUUCGUCUGCACUCCUGGAGGUGGCACUACUGGAUAUCAAACGUUUUUCGUCAUCAAUGAGCAGCAGAUGUACUGCGCCGGAGGGAAUGUUGGGGCUGCUACCCUCGAUGGAAUCCAAGGUGCCUUUAUGUGUCAUGCAACGCCGGGUAUGGCUACCCAAUGUGCAGCCUAUUUUGGGGGACUCAGCCCGUUCCCAACCGAGUUCGUGUUGAUUCCUUAGUUAAUGUCCAGCAGUCAGGGUAUAUUGUUUUUGGCCUAUGAUAUGACUCCAUCUAUCCCGUUCCGUUGUGAGACAGAGUUGGGAGUACAUUACGUAUCACUAUGUUAGGGGAUAAAGAUGAGUUCGCCUUUGUCGUGUUCAAAGCCG
Coniophora puteana RWD-64-598 SS2 is the source of this 1550-nucleotide messenger RNA. RefSeq lists its product as uncharacterized. The transcript has 12 exons. The record is from RefSeq and is a predicted model, not a curated record. NCBI's taxonomy places the organism in Eukaryota, Fungi, Basidiomycota, Agaricomycetes, Boletales, Coniophoraceae. The coding region runs from base 393 to 1403 and encodes 336 amino acids.